Neltuma alba is the source of this 837-nucleotide messenger RNA. RefSeq lists its product as uncharacterized. Bases 1 to 837 code for a protein of 278 amino acids. The record is from RefSeq and is a predicted model, not a curated record. NCBI's taxonomy places the organism in Eukaryota, Viridiplantae, Streptophyta, Magnoliopsida, Fabales, Fabaceae. The transcript has 5 exons.
AUGCCAUGGGCUUAUCCUGUUGACUUUUUGAAGCAAUUGAGGAAGCUGCAGUUGGUUGAUGUAAAAUUGGAAGCACAGAGUCUAAAGCAGUUGGAAACAUUGGAUAUUCGAGAAUGUUUGAAGUUGAAAUACAUAGUAGCAGAGACUAUGGAUGAUCAGGAUCCUAAUCAAAAGAGUCAUGACUCAAUGUUGCCAAAAUUGAAAUAUCUCAUGAUCUACGACUGUGCUGAAUUAGAAUUUAUAUUGCCAAUAUGUUUUUGUGAAGACCUUCCACUACUAGAAAUCAUCUCCAAGUGCAAAAGUAGACGCAGUAGCAGUCUAUCAAGGGGUCAUCUAUGUUGUUUUUGGGCAAAAUCAAAAGCCUCAACUAUCCGUCACACUUCUGCUCCCAUGGACACUCAAUCAAACCAUAAUCAGGCAGUAAAGGGGAAAUAUGUUGUCAACAGAGCUCAUGGUCUUUUCACGCCACCAUUAUACCCAUGUAGAAGUUUGAGAAGGAUACGGAUAGUUGGAUUUUCUGAGUUAAAGUCACUCUUUACGCCAUCCAUUGUCUCAUCAUUGAAAUUGCUGGAAUGGUUGGCAGUUGGAAAUUGCGAUGCACUAGAGCACAUAGUAACAGAUGAGGAGCAUGGUCAUGAUCGUGGGAAUGCUAACUCUAUUUUCCCAAACUUACAGAAGGUUGAAGUCUAUGGCUGUAGCCGCUUGGAAUACAUAUUCCCAGCUCUUUAUUCAAAAGACUUGAAGCAUUUAGAAUCUGUGAACAUCGACGGGGCUGGAAUGUUGACACAUGUCUUUGGAGAAUGCCGUGCUGAUGAGAAUCCCAAUGUUCAGCCUUGA